Hordeum vulgare subsp. vulgare (domesticated barley) is the source of this 822-nucleotide messenger RNA. RefSeq lists its product as uncharacterized. The transcript has a single exon. Gene Ontology annotation, molecular function: zinc ion binding; nucleic acid binding. The record is from RefSeq and is a predicted model, not a curated record. NCBI's taxonomy places the organism in Eukaryota, Viridiplantae, Streptophyta, Magnoliopsida, Poales, Poaceae. The annotation marks the transcript as partial.
AUGAUUCAAGAAAGACCAGACUACAAGAUGCUAGAUCCUGCUGAUAUCCUCGAAAGGCUAAAUACUCAUGAAUUCCAGCUAGAAGAAAAGAGAGAUCUAUAUGGACAAAGCUAUUCCAGACCACGUGCACUGAAGGCAAGAGCAAUUUCCUCAUCUGAAGAACAAGACACAGAUGACAGCAGUUGUGACCCUGAAGAAUUUGGUCAGGAACUUGCAAUGCUUGUGAGGAAAUUCCAGAGAUUUACACGACGAGGCCAGUUCGGUAAAUCAUCAAGAAGAGACAUGAGGAAAUCAGAAUCUGCAUCUGAGGACUACAAGAAACGGACCUGUCACGAGUGCAAGAAAUCAGGUAAUUACAUUGCUGAUUGUCCUCGCUGGGGAAAGGAAUCAAAGAAGAAGAAAUACAAGGAUGACAGUUCUGAUGACUCAAAGAAGAAGAAGAAAUCUUCAAAAUCCUCAUCUUCAAAGUCCUCCUCAUACAAGAAGACUAGCUUCAGAAAGGCUCGGGCACUUAUUGGCAAGGAAAUGGAUUCCGAGGCAGAAUCAGAGGAAUGUGAUGAAGAAGAAGGCUCUGGAGAAGACUCAGAAUCCGGACAGGCUAGUCUUGCACUAGCAACCACUUUCGUCAGCAAGUCAAUCUUCAAUCUUGAAGAAAAUGAUUGCACCAUCCACACUGAUGAAUAUGCUGAUGACUUCGCUCCAACCUAUUGCUUCAUGGCGAAAGGUUCAAAGGUAUCAAAUAAUGCCUCCUCCUCUGAUUCAAGUGACUGUGAACAUGAUGAUUAUAAAAAACCCAGUUACAGUAAACUUGCCAUCAUUGGC